UGGGCUGAUAAUAUGCAAGUGUGUACAAUUCGGAGAAAGUCAUUUGGCUGUUUUGGUCACAGUAGAAAAACACUUGUAAGAAGCUCUAUAAAUUGUAUUAUUAUCAAUACAUCUCAGUGAAGUUUUUGGAACCUUGAUUUUUCUGGAUGUUUCUUAUGGAGGAGCUUUCUCUCUCUCUCCCCUUUAAUUAGCAGUUUGGCGAUGCUUCCUUUAGGGUUCUCUGAGUGCAAAGGAGAGAAGGGGCGGAGGCACUGCUGCAGGUUGAUGGCCCUGUUUGCUGGAGGGAGACCCUGGGGAAGGCCUUUCUGUGACUGUCCAGGUGACAUCUUCAGCUCCCAGCCAGCCCAGGACCCCUCCCUCCGCACCCUUUCCACGGUUUCUACCCGCCGGCCCCUUCCCUCUGCCAUCUUGCAGCACCUGAGAUUGCAAGAAAAGCUCCCCAAACAGGACUGAUUUGCCCUCUACUUUUGAGAGCCCGUGGUUAUUACACUCUUGUUUAUCGUGACUGUUUCUAUGCAGAAUCUUUCUCCUGGAGGACGAAAGAACCAUGUAAUGUUUCUGCAUCUCCAUUGUACCUUCGCUAUGAUGGGAGUUUAGAACUGGAUGGAUGUGUUGUUGAAUUGUUUAGUCAUUCAUUCAUUCAGCUCCAGAGAUGGACAAGCAAAUGGGGGAUGAAAAGCCUUCAACACCUUCUGCAUCGCCCCAGCCGCCUGCUGAGAAGAAUUCAUAUCUCUACUCCACGGAGAUCACCCUGUGGACGGUGGUGGCCGCCAUCCAGGCCUUGGAAAAGAAAGUGGAUUCCUGUCUGGCCCGCUUGUUGACUCUGGAGGGGCGGACGGGGACAGCUGAGAAGAAGCUGGCCGACUGCGAGAAGACGACCCUGGAGUUCGGGAACCAGCUGGAGGGCAAGUGGGCCGUGCUGGGGACGCUGCUACAGGAGUACGGGCUGCUGCAGAGGCGGCUAGAGAACAUGGAGAACCUGCUGAGGAACAGGAACUUCUGGGUCCUGCGGCUGCCCCCGGGCAGCAAGGGGGAGGUUCCCAAGGUGCCUGUGACCUUUGAUGACGUGGCCGUGUAUUUCUCCGAGCUGGAGUGGGGUAGGCUGGACGAGUGGCAGAAGGAGCUCUACAAGCACGUGAUGAGGGGCAACUACGAGAUGCUGGUCUCCCUGGAUUAUGCCAUCUCCAAACCGGACAUCCUCACCCGCAUGGAGAGGGGAGAAGAGCCUUGUCCUGAAGGCCUGUGGGGCCAGGAGGAAGGGAAGGAGAGCGAGGCAGCACGCCCAAGGAGGCUGGGCCCUGAGCACAUCGCCAGCCCAGCCAGCCCUGUCCGGAAGGAGCCACAAGAGAGGCAGCCCCCUGAGCACCAGCACCAGCCAGUCUCAGGAGCAAGAGCAGCCCCGCCCGGAGCAAGCACAGGGCCCCUGGCCAGCACCAGCGUUUUGUCCUCUGUUAAAGAGGAAGAGGAAGUUUCAGAGAGGGAGUCACCAGCCUCUCCCCUCAAGGACAUCCAGCCCAGCAUGGGGCCAGCUCAGCCUACAGGCCCUGUGACAGCAGACAGACUGGAUGGAGGCAGUGCCUCUUUGGUGGGGCCAGGCAAGCAGGACCGCUGUUCCCGGCUACGGGCACUGGAGGAGAAAGGAUUGAGCCGAGGCGGUGGUGGUGGUGUGGUCAUCAAGACAGAAGCGCAGUCUGAGGACGAGUCGUCGCAGGAGCAGCUCCUCCUGGGGGAGUCCCCCAGCCAGACCAAGAGCAGAACCCCCAAGGGGCCCAAGAGAAGGACUGGGGGUCCCCGCCGGCUUCAUGCCCAGGGAGUGGCAAGGGUACGAGCAGGGGACCCUCGGCCCGCAGGAGCGGUGGGGGAGCCGCCUCGCAUCCUCCCUCGCCGGCGAGAGCGGACCUUCCCCUGCCCUGACUGCGGACAGAGCUUCCGCCUGAAGAUUAACCUGACCAUCCACCAGCGGACCCACGUGGAGGAGGAGCACAGGGGCGCCCGGGGCAGCUCGCCCACCGGCUGGGGGGAGGCCCACUCCACGUUGGAGCCGGGGGAGGUGGUGGUGCCCGGCCCUGUCAUCCGCUGGCUCCCAGAGGAGCCGGAGGGCCACCGCUCCCUGGCAGGCCGUUCCUUCGUCGGGCGGAGGCCAGCGGCCACCAAGGUGUACCACUGCAGCGAGUGCCUGCGCUUCUUCCAGCAGCGGAAGAGCCUGCUGCUGCACCAGCGCCUGCACACAGGCAACAGCCAGGGCUGGCCCGCCUGUCCCUACUGCGGCAAGGCCUUCCGCCGGCCCUCGGACCUCUUCCGGCACCAGCGCAUCCACACUGGUGAGCGGCCCUACCAGUGCCCCCAGUGCGGCCGGACCUUCAACCGGAACCACCACCUGGCUAUCCACAUGCAGACUCACACCCGAGGCCAGGCGGGCCCGCACUUUCCUGCUUCUUCCGCCCGCCCGGGCAGCCCACCCGGACCCUGGCCGAGCCACACCGCGGAAGGCUGACAAGGCCAGGAGCCUGUGGGGGGCGCCCCGGCAGGACCUCUCCACCUGCGGGGCCUGACGCUCGUUCCUUAUUCUGGGAUGGCUUUGGAGAGGUGAUAUUUUUUUUUCCCCCCAUUCAAAUGGGAAGCAGCAACCUUUUUGGUGACAGAGUGUAUGAGUGUGAUGGAUGCCUCAAUUUCUUGUUUCCUCAGUUUGUCCCUCUGCUGCCUUUUCUACAUUCCUGACUUAUAAAGGAUCCCUUAAGGCUUAGGGAUGCCAAGUUUUUGGUGGGGGCCUUUGGCGGGUCCCAGGGACAGACAUGUGGCCCAGAGACUGUGGUUCUCCCAUUAGGUGUGAUAGAAACAGGGAGACCCUAGGGCUUUGGUUUUGUAAGAGAAGUUUGGUGCUUGCUGCAACAUGAGAAACAGCCUGACGAAUAGGCACUGGAAAUUUGAGUUUUCUACGUUAUUUUGAAACCACCGCCACCCCACCACCCUGGAGCUUUUGUAGUGCUUUUUUAAGUGUUGUGUGUGGUUGUAAGGGGACCAAGUGCUCCGGAGAGGCAGGAAUUAUUCCGCCACCUGCUUGUGUUUGGGGACAGCAGAGGGGCUGUCCAGACUUGCCUGCGUAUUGAUGAGGAUGCCUUGGCUGCUGCUCUGGAAACCAGGUGUGUGCCUUGGCCCAGUGAUUCCAGUCCUUCUCCCAGUGGGUAUUCACAUCCAUGAUUGACUUUGGUUAUCAGUGGAGAAGGGGAAAGUGAACUGAAGCCCAGAGUGGAUGACACUUCCGCCAAGGGCACGGUUCAUGGAUGUGCAUGCUCCACAGAGUGGACCUCAUACGUCACUGCAACAGGGGCCUCAGGAAGCGAGCCCAGGAAGCGCCUUUAGAGAGGAGGAUCCUGGACAGCCAGCCUGGACUUGGGCCUCUGGGCCUGAUUUGCCGUGUGAAGGGGCAGUCUCCAAGAACUUGGGGCUCUGACAGAGUUAGGCCAGGAGAUGUGGGUACAUCUUUUAACCACCUCCAGCCUCACUUUCUUCAUUUGUCAAAGGGGGUAAUGACCCCAGCGCUUCCUACCUCAUCUUAGUGUAGUCACGGUCACAAUAGAUUUAAGAGGCAGCAGGAUAGAUUAGAAGCCUGGUUCUGUCCUUCCUUUCAAGUUCAGGGCUCCUUUUCUCUUCCAUGUGGAUCUCCAGCUCUUUUCUCCCAGUUAGAAUCCCUCAGGAAGGACCUUUAUUUUCUGGAGUGAGCGUAAGAUCCUGGGGUGCAGAGUGAGGUAACGUUCCUAUUGGGCUCCAUCCCUCAGGAACCCUUUGUAUUUCAGUGAAAGAAAUGCUUACCAAAGCAAUGAGAUUCAAACUGUGAAAGUCCCGGAUAUAGUAUCAGACCUCAUGGGGGAAGUCUUGACAACACCUGGCUCUUUGUUCCUCUUAAAUUAAACCAUUGGGUGCUGCCUAUAGAUCGGCCCUCGAGUAGAGUGAUUUUGAAGCUGGAGUGAUGGGUCCUCAGUCAUUCUGAUUGUCUUAUUUGUCUGGCACUAUGUGUUUAGGCCUGCAUCCAGGUGCCUGAGCCCCUAGCUGUGCCACUUCCCGUUGCCUCCUCCGACCCACACACCUCUCCCCAAAUCAUGAAGAGUUGGGGACAGAUGGUAACAUUGCCAUCAUCUCUGGGGCACGAGUGAGUAUACACAUCAAUGACAGCCAAGCUCCCCUGGGCUUGAGAAGGAGCGGUACUACCCUUUCCUGCUGUGGAUUCUGCUUGUCUGCUCUGGCAGCCCCAACCCUUUCCAGGGGCCCUGCAAGUCAGGGCUGGGCUGUCAGCAAACGCUCAUACAGGAUGUGGUGCAAGUGUAGCUGCUCAGAGCUUAACCCUCAGUUGCAAGAGCUGGCCUCUGUUUCCUGGGGAUGCCUCAGGGCGAAGAGUUCCUAGACCUGUUUUGCUGAUGCUAAAUGCCCUGUGUCCAUACAGGUACUCCAACAGAAGCAAAACCAGGAGUAAUUGCAAGGCACUGGCAUCCCCCUUUUCUUCUUCCAAAGCAUUAGGUGUUCAAAGAAAGUUCUUUUCUCUUGAAAUGAGUCAAGGGAGGCUGCGUGGUCAUGAGCAGAGUGGGGCGGGGGGAACCAGGGAAGCUGGAGCCUGGUAUGGCCUUAGGCUCACUUCUAGCUCUGGGUCUUGGCUUUCUCAUUUUGUAAAACAAAGAACGGUGGGGUCUUGGUGAUAAAGGCCCUUAACUGUGAUGGUGACAGUUCCUUGUCCCCAUGGGGACUUAAUAAAUAUGUUGGACUCGA
Messenger RNA from Pteropus alecto (black flying fox), 4758 nucleotides. RefSeq names its product zinc finger family member 783 (gene ZNF783). Gene Ontology annotation, biological process: regulation of DNA-templated transcription. The transcript has 8 exons. The coding region runs from base 653 to 2494 and encodes 613 amino acids. The record is from RefSeq and is a predicted model, not a curated record. Lineage: Eukaryota; Metazoa; Chordata; Mammalia; Chiroptera; Pteropodidae.